AUGAGGAAGGAGUCUGAAGCAUUGGAAAGACAAGUCUCGGGCUUGUUUCCAGUUUCCUUCUAUCGCCUGAUGCGGGCCUUAUUACUUUGGUAG
This is a messenger RNA of Colletotrichum orchidophilum, 93 nucleotides long. RefSeq lists its product as uncharacterized. Bases 1 to 93 code for a protein of 30 amino acids. Lineage: Eukaryota; Fungi; Ascomycota; Sordariomycetes; Glomerellales; Glomerellaceae. The record is from RefSeq and is a predicted model, not a curated record. The transcript has a single exon.